Messenger RNA from Melitaea cinxia (Glanville fritillary), 2500 nucleotides. Its product is annotated as zinc finger protein 62-like. Gene Ontology annotation, biological process: regulation of transcription by RNA polymerase II. Bases 132 to 1802 code for a protein of 556 amino acids. The transcript has 5 exons. NCBI's taxonomy places the organism in Eukaryota, Metazoa, Arthropoda, Insecta, Lepidoptera, Nymphalidae. The record is from RefSeq and is a predicted model, not a curated record. Gene Ontology annotation, molecular function: zinc ion binding; DNA-binding transcription factor activity; RNA polymerase II cis-regulatory region sequence-specific DNA binding. Gene Ontology annotation, cellular component: nucleus.
CAGAAAAAAAACAAGAAUUGUCAACUUGAAAUGCACUUUUCUGUCAAAAAUAGAAUGUCAAAUCGCCAAUAGCUCUAUUUUAUAGCUAAUUUCUGAGAUAAAUUUCAAUAACAUAAGUUUUUAAGUAAGCAAUGAAUUUGAACACAACAUGCCGCUGCUGCUUAGCACGGCCACCUGAUAAGGACUUGAAGUCGGUUUAUACGUGCCUCGGUAAAACAGAAGUUUAUGGAGAUAUGCUGAAAGAAUGCUUUGAAAUUCACCUGUCAAUAGAACCUCGUGAUUCUGAAAAUGGUAUAUGUGAGAUAUGCAUCGUUCGUCUCCGAGAUGCAUGUGAUUUCAAACAUCAAGUUCUACGGUGUCAAAAGGAAUUUCAAAUUAAGCUUACUACAUCUAUUGAAGAUAUACCUAAAAUAAAGGAUGAAUACUCGGACAAUGAAGAAAACGAUAUAUUCUUUUUAGAUCUGAAAGAUCAUUAUGAAGAUUUGAAAGAAGAUGACAAGUUGGCGGAGAUACUCAACCUCGACGACGUGUCGGUCGAGAGGAAAGUUGACAAGAAGAAGAACGGUAAGAAGAGGCAGAUUAUAAUCGAGAAACCGACGAAAGAUCGCAAAUCGAAGAACCUAAAAUCAUCAAUCAAGCUCUCACUCCGAACUCUGUCCCAAAUCGAGAGACUGAACAAAUCACCAUCGAUCAGAUUCAUCAGCGAAAACAAAAAGCACAGCAUAAACACGGAAAAAAUACUCAAAUACUCUAACUGUACGCCGUUCUUUAAUAAAACGAUAGCGGGCAUAGUCUGCGCGUAUUGCAAGGAGACUUACCAAACUUUAGAGGAAUUGAGGCUUCACACCCAAGAUAUACACAAGCGAGAUGAUCUAUCAUACACAAAGCGAUUGGACAAAAGCAAUUUAUCUCUCAAAAUGGACAUAACAGAUCUGAAAUGCAAUAUUUGUGAAAAGAACUUCGAUGUAAUAUCAAAUUUGAAGACGCAUCUAAUAAAGGAACACGAUAUCAAAUUUUUUCCCGACGUCAAUGACUAUAUCAUGGAAUUCAAGUUGACAGACGCUGAAUUACUAAAUUGUGCGCUGUGCCAUUCGACGUUUGAGACCUUCAAAAUGUUAUUACAACACAUGAAUGGUCAUUACCGUAACUAUAUCUGCGAUGUGUGCGACAUGGGCUUCAUAAACAAGCAUAGGCUGAAGAAUCAUCAACGCAUACACGAUAUCGGUACGUUCAAAUGCGAAUUUUGCGAGAAAAUCUUCUCCACACGAGUGAAAAAGAUGUGCCAUGAAAAGUAUACACACAAUAGUGCGUCCAGAUACACAACGAAUUGUCCGCAUUGCGAUCAGUCCUUCAACAGUUACUAUCAGAGGAACAGGCACAUGUUUAAAGAACACAACGUUGCGGCCGCAACUUAUAAGUGCAAUAUUUGCGACAAGUCCUUCAUUUUAAAGUCUAAGUUGACGUCCCAUAUUAAGAAAGUACAUUUGAUGGAGCGGAAUCAUAUCUGCAGUGAGUGCGGUCAAGGAUUCUUCAUCAAGCAGUCUUUAGAUGAGCAUAUGGUGAAGCAUAAUGGAGAAAGAGUGUUCAGUUGUACGGUGUGUCAUAAGGCAUAUGCUAGAAAGAAGACUCUAAGAGAGCAUAUGCGGAUCCAUAAUAACGAUAGGCGGUUUAAGUGCGGUGUGUGUAGUGUAGCGUUUGUACAGAAGUGUAGCCUGAAGAGCCAUAUGUUGACUAAUCAUGGGAUUAGUCUCUCUGAGUUUGAAAAUAAAAGAAGUAAUAUAUAUUGUCAAACAAUUUUGUAGACGAAUUGUACGUGCCGGUAUAAAAAUCAAUACAAUAGAAUUUGUGUAAAAAACUUUAAGUGAUUUCUUAACUCUCGGACUUGUAAUUUGUGGUAAAUAAAAUCGAAAAGUGUCAUAAAACUUUGAAAUGAUUGAACAGUUUCUAAGACUGCUUAGUGACAGUUACAAUCGCAGCGUUCUACUCACAUCCUUUGAGAUAAAAUAUGAAUAUCAAUAACAAUGGAUAACAAAAACAGUGAUUCUACUAACAAAAGACGUAAACAAAUAUCAAAGCAGCAAACUUUUGAUUUACAACCUUCGUUGGAUAAUCAAUCUGAAAUGCGUAUAUUAGAAGCCAUCAGAAACGAGUUACCGACGACUAUUAAAAGUUAUAUCUGUGAAGAAUCAAAACUCAAAAUCUCUGAAGAUUUUUCUACAAAUAAAUAAAUAAAUGUGAUUAGUGCGUAGAAUUUCGGUUGUGUUGAUUUUGGGAUAUUGUUAGUUAUUGAAGUCAAAAUGGCAAGAGGUGUUAGGCAUUUUACUUAAGUGUACAUUUUAUUUUUUGUUAAGUUCGUUAGCAACUAAAGCGUUGCAGCAAAAUGUGACGAUUUUUAUUUAUCGCAAAAUAGGAGGUAAUUUACGCCACUUAUAAACUUGUAUCCUGAAAUGUUCUAAAACUACCAGGAAUUUUGUUUUGUCAAUCGAAAAGUACAUUAAGA